Triplophysa rosa is the source of this 5580-nucleotide messenger RNA. It is a transcript of the gene ankk1, whose product is annotated as ankyrin repeat and kinase domain containing 1. Lineage: Eukaryota; Metazoa; Chordata; Actinopteri; Cypriniformes; Nemacheilidae. Gene Ontology annotation, biological process: protein phosphorylation; regulation of cell cycle process. The transcript is spliced from 8 exons. The coding region runs from base 69 to 2276 and encodes 735 amino acids. Gene Ontology annotation, molecular function: protein binding; ATP binding; protein kinase activity. The record is from RefSeq and is a predicted model, not a curated record. Gene Ontology annotation, cellular component: cytoplasm.
GACCUGGUUACACUGUGUCAGGGAGAAAUGUUAGAGAAAGGUUUCUUCGUUUCCUGAGACUAGACAUCAUGACAACGAUUUCAAGUGGAAAGAAUGCUUCUAGGGAAGGCAGCCUGGAGAGAUUUACUCAUUUUAGAAAGGAUGAAUUUGAAAACGAUUGGGAAAAACUGGCUGAGCACAAGUUUGGUCGAGUCUACAAGGUGAAGCUCAAACUCUGGCGGGAAACAUGCGCCUUAAAGACCACGACCAGAGACUACAGGAACAUGAUAAACAUAUCCAGAAUUGGGAGACUGAAAUUUAAUUAUUUAAUUUCCAUUUAUGGAAUAAGCAUAGAUCCACCUGCUCUAGUUAUGGAAUAUAUGAGCAAAGGCUCUCUGGAUAACCUCAUAACCAGCCACGUGUUAAUGUGGCCCAAGAAGUUCCAAAUUAUUCACGAAGUCACCAUGGGGAUGAAUUUUCUGCACAGUAUGAAACCUCCCAUCCUUCAUUUAAAUCUAAAACCAGCCAACAUCCUUUUUGAUGAUCAUCUGCAUGUGAAGAUUUCAGAUUUUGGCCUUCUUAAAUGGGAAGAAUUUUCCAGUAAGAUGGAAUUCGCUGAGCUCCUGACAGCUCGGAGGAACACAAACUACAUUCCUCCAGAGACCUUUGCCCAGAAUCAAGAACCUCCUGGAACAAAGUUUGACGUGUACAGCUUUUCUAUAAUCAUGUGGGAAAUUCUGACACAACAGCGGUCAUAUCAAGGGUUGAAUAUGACAGAAAUAUUAUUAAGAGUGUCAUCUGGCAAAAGGCCUAGCGUAGAAAACAUCCCAGAAGACAAGCCAUCUGAGUGUGAGAAGAUGAUAGGUGUUAUGCAGCAAUGCUGGCAUCAAGACUCCACCCAGCGACUUGCUUUCUCUGACAUCAUUCAGGUGACUGAAGUCCUCAGUGAAAUCCUUAAAAUCUCUGACCCUUAUGAACGAGAAGAGAGGAGAAAAAGCCUUCCUUACAUCGGGCCGAGUGUUUCGAAGGAAUUUUUAGAAGGUUCCCAAAACGUCCACUCUCUCCUCAAGAAAAAAGACUUUGAGUCGUUUAAGAAAGUUCUGAGAAAAGAGCAUGUGUCGAUGCUCUUCAAAGACAACAACACGCUCUUGCACCAUGCUGUGGCCAGUGGGGACAGAGAAAGCACGCAGAAGGUCCUUGAUCUGGACGCUUCGGUGAACUCCCAGAGCGUUAAAGGCUACACGCCGCUCAUCGUUGCUGUUCUUCACAAGUUUUAUGACAUCUGCAGUUUGCUGAUUGACCGUGGGGCUGACGUCAAUCUCUGCGAGUGUGACCAGUGGACCCCGCUGCAUUUUGCCACCCAGGCUGGGAACGACAGAGCCACUCGCCUUUUAUUAGACAAUAGGGCAAGAGCCAAUGCCAAGGAGAAGGACGGCUGGACGCCUUUGCACUUAGCUUCUCAGAACGGCCACGAGAACAUCGUGAGGAUCUUAUUUCUCCAUCUAAAUGGUGUGGAUGAGCAAGAGGGCCAGUCUGGACGGACGGCCCUUCACCUGGCUUGUUUGUACGGCUAUGUAAAAAUCGCCCAACUUCUGCUCACCAAGGGGGCUGAUGUAAACAAAACGGAUAACCAGCAGUCCACUUCCCUGCAUUUGGCAGCAGACGAGGGUCACGUCAGGGUUGUGCGUUUGCUGGUAAACAGUGGGGCCGACGUGAAAGCAGUAGACGAGCGAAGCUACAUUCCUCUUCAUUAUGCCGCUCUGAAAGGUUACACGGUAAUCUGCAAGCUCCUGUUGAGCAAAGGAGCCGACCCUGACGCCAGAACCCAUCAGAACUGGACGGCAAUGCACCUGGCAGCCCUGAAGGGCCGCCACGAGACCAUUCUUGUGUUGGAGGAGCACUGCGGCUCGAUCAACGCCCAAGGAAAGGACGGCUGGACACCCUUGCAUCUGGCCUGCCACCACGAUCAGGAAGAAGUGGUCGCUGUGCUGCUGUCAGCCGGCGCCGACCCUAACCUGGCUGAGGAUAACAGCUGGACACCUCUUCACUUAGCUUGUAACACUAGCAGCUUCCCUAGUGUGUUACAGCUGAUAUCCCAUCAAGCCAAUGUGAACGCUCAGAAUAACAACCAGUCGACACCACUGCAUUUAGCCGUCCAGCACAACAACAUCCCCAUUAUGAAGGCACUGCUAAUGAAUAACGCACAGCGGGGAAUGCUGGACUCGAAAAGAUGCACCGCCAUAACCUUGGCCCAGCGGUGCAACAACACAGAAGCGGUGCUGUUACUGGACAGCUAGCGCAUUGGUUGAGACACACGGAGCGAGAGCAGUGUUUUGUGACAGACAACUCCACCAUUACAGGGUGUGCGGCAUUGAUUUCUGCUAUUGAUUUCCUCCCUCCGCAAAGCCUGUUCUUAUAAACACAGUCGCUGUUCUUGAUUUAAAUUCCAAGAAUUUAACGCUUUUGUCUGGGGUUAGAACAGACCUCAGGUGUGUUCUCAGAAUGUAAGUUAUGAAUGAAAUUAAUUUUUCCGUUUUCCUAUAAUGGGUAUAUAGUAAACUAUUUCAAGAGCAAACAGAUAUCUAUCACAAAAUGUAUGUGUUUGAUGCCUAAUUUUGCGUUUUAAUGCAUUAUUAAAUGUCAGCAUUCUAUCAUUGUCAGUUCAAACUAUUCAUACGUGUAAAGUAAUAAUGUCACAGUGAAAAAAUGAUAAGCAUUCGUGGAAUUUACAUGGCAUUCACAACAAAAAGAAAACAAGUUUGACAUGUUUUUCACUUCCCGACAGGCUUCCGUUUCUGAUUAAAAGCUCUGUCGUGAAUCCAAAGUACAAAAGAUUUACCAAAAGGAAAGAAAAACAACUUUGUGAAUCCAGUCAUUGUACUUAGAAUACAAAAGCAUGCAACUGUAUCAGACAUCACAUGCACUGCAAAGAAUUAAUUUCUUCCUUAGUAUUUUUGUUUUGUUUUCCAGUACAAAUAUUUAAAAAAUGAUUAAAUCAAAAUGCAUUUACUUGAGAAGUAAAAUGACCAGAUGUUAAACUUAAAGCUUAUUUUUCUUACACAAUUAGCAGACAUUUUCUCUAUCAUAAAUUUAACCUUAAUUUACUUUAAAAAAAAUUCUGAAAACAAUACUUAAUUUUAAUUCUCAAGUAAAUGUGUCUUGUACGGAGCCCUUUUAGGGACAUGGGGUGGAAAAAGUAUGAAAGGGAAGAGAAAAAUAUUUUUUAAAGCUUUUGCGUUAUCUCGCAAAAGUUUUGCUUUCCCCCGAGAAACAUUGCUUUCCCUCGCAAAACGUUUGCGUUCUCUCGCAAACAUAUUUGCGUUAUCUCGCAAAACUUUUCCGUUCUGUCGCAAAAAUAUUUGCAUUAUCUCGCAAAACAUUCAAAAGUCCUGUUGUCCCUCUCCGUACAUUAACAAUGGAGCGGUUCAGAGUAGAUUCCCGGACCAAUAACUCGUGAGCUAAACGUAGUUAUAACACAAAUAACACAUAAUUCCUUAGACAAUGAUCUACAACCUAGUCUUCCUCAAAACGAGAAUAUAAAUUGAUCUCUAUAUGAGCAGGCGACAUGGACAAGUCCAAAGAAACCGUCUGCAAAGUGACUGUAAACCCGAAAAGCGUUACUACAAAAAUAGUCAUUAAUAACUUAAAUGUUACACACUGUGGUCUCACCAAAUUCAGUUUACAUAUUAAUGCUCUCCUGCUGAAUUUAAACUGGUUUUAGUUAUACUACAGUAUGUAACACUGAAGUUAAUGACUAUUUUUCGUAGCCUAAUGAUAACGCAUUAGAGAUAACACAAACAUGUUUGCGAGAGAACGCAAAAGUUUUGCGAGGGAACGCAAAACCUUUAAAAAACAUUUUCUCACAUUUUUUCCACCCCAUGUGCCCAAAGGGGCUCCGUAGUCUUGAUUUAAGAAGUUUAAAAUAGUUGUACUGGAAGACAAUUCAAAAAUACUAAGAAAUUCUUUAUUUUUUGUGGUGUAAAUCCAGCCAAUCAAGGAAAAACACUGUUAUAUAAAGUCGAAUGGAUGGUAUAUAGACCACUUCGGAAGACGUAAACAGCGCUGGUCCAGAAGAACUGCCUGUUUCAGUUUUUUAACACUGUAGCAACGAUUGAACACAAUACAACCAAGAAAACAUUUAUAACAGAAUUAAAAUGUUAAACAAAUAUUUUUAGAAUGAAUUCUAUAUGUAGAUAAAAAAAAACAGUGGUCUAUAGUAUAGCAUAUAGUAUUUUAUUGCUGUGCUGUUGCUAACCUGCACAUCAUUACAAAACUGAAUAUGAGGUCAAUCUAUUGUACUCAAGACUGAAAUUAAGCUUUGUAUUUGUCUCUCAGGUACAUUAAACAUGACAUGUCAUCAAAAAAGCUUGAAUUAUAAUACUCUUGAACGUCAUUUCAAUAUAAUCAUAUACUUAUUGGGAUUCAGAGACAACCAGUAAUUAGGAUUUUAAGCUAUAAUGGGAAUAUCAUAAUUACUUUUUUGAAGGUUCUGCCAUGAAAAAGUAUUCUCAUGAUAAUAAAACGUCAAUGUUGUGAGAAGAAACAAGUCCUCUAUUAUCAGGCCUGCAGCCCUGUCCACUGCAAUACACAAGACACUUUUAAUAUCUCAUUAAGGUCUGCAAAAUAGCAAAAGCUUUGAUUUGAACAUUCACAGCAUGACUUCUCCCUUGAUGCAAUAUUCAUUAAUAUUCUGUAAUGUGAAAUUAAAUUGGGUUUGUAGUGCAGAGGACUUGAAAUGUAAAGUUAUACAGAGUCUGACAGUGAUCGCACAUGACCUCUGCUUUUGUGUAUGUGUACAUACAAAGUAAACCGAAGCUGUUGAAACACAAAGGAAGCUUUCUGCUGUGUAAUGUAGGCUACACUUGUCAGAUUUCAUUUAUCAACUUUAUUUUACUAAAUAAAUGUUAGUUUUCGUAAGAAUUUGUAAGAGGACCGACAAAUUAUUCAGUUACAUUUUUUCAUUUAUGUGGCCUCAAAAGCUUUCAUAAAACCUUAGUCCAAUAUAUUUCCUGGGGAGUACUGUUAAUGCUCGUAUAUGCGGAUUAGGUUUAAAUCUCCAUAGAAAAUGUGUUAAAAAAGAUUUAUACACAAGACCGCACACCUCAAGAAAUGUGGUGAAAAACACAGUUCCUUUACUGAGAGACUAUUUCUGGUGAAGUAUGACCAAUGAUUGAGUUCCUUCAGGCAACCACACAGAGACUGUAGCUCUACAAAUUUGUGCUUGAUACAUACUGUAUAACAUGCAUCGUCUGAACACUACCAGAGAUUCUGAGACCAGUGGUCUCCAUCGUCAACACAUUGUCUGCUGACACAACAAACUCAAACUUUUGAAAAAGAUUGGUUUACUUUAUAAAUACCAAUACAAUAAUGUCUCUAAGCGUGUUAAAUUACCUAGUGUAUGCUGAAAAUUCACAAGAGUCUGUAUAACAUCCAUAAAGGCUUCUCUGAGAAAUGAAGAUCAAAUUUUCUUUACAAAACGUCUGAAAUGUGUGAAUUGCAAAAAAUGUCACCUUCCAUACGUUCACCCCAUGAACUCUCCUCUUGUUCCUGAUGGUUACUAGACUAACUGAACUGAAUGUGUCAAAUUAAUUAUUAUUAAUU